AUGCUAAAGAAUCAGAAAAAAAUGACGCCCUUCGGGGUGACGGUGGCCGUGGACUCGCGCGCCACGGCGGGCUCGUACAUCGCGUCGCAGUCGACGCCCUUCGGGGUGACGGUGGCCGUGGACUCGCGCGCCACGGCGGGCUCGUACAUCGCGUCGCAGUCGGUGCGGAAGGCGCUGGGCAUCACGCGGCACAUCCUGGGCACGCUGGCGGGCGGCGCGGCCGACUGCAGCUUCUGGCAGCGGCUGGUGGCCCGGCAGAGCCGCGUGCAGGAGCUGCGGAACAAGGAGCCCGUGUCGGUGGCCGCCGCCUCCAAGCUGCUAGCCAACCUGGUGUACCAGUACAAGGGCACGGGGCUGAGCCUGGGGACCAUGGUGUGCGGCUGGGACAAGCGCGGGCCAGGUUUAUACUACGUGGACAGCGAGGGCCAGCGCGUGGCCGGCUCGGCGUUCGCCGUGGGCUCGGGCUCGUCGUACGCCUACGGCGUGCUGGACCGGGGGCUGGCGGAGCCGGUGGCCAGCGAGGAGCAGGCGCUGGCCCUGGCUCGCCGCGCCAUCUUCCAGGCGGCCACGCGCGACGCCUACUCGGGGGGCAGCGUGCGCGUGCUGCAGGUGGGAGCCCAGGGCUGGAGACAGGUGAGCUGCGACUGCGUGGCACAGCUGCAGGACGAGUACGGCAACUGAACCGGGUUUUGGGGCGAAAACACGGGAUUUGGGGGGCACGAAUAAAACGGAAUCCCUGCGCA
This is a messenger RNA of Pseudopodoces humilis (Tibetan ground-tit), 743 nucleotides long. The record is from RefSeq and is a predicted model, not a curated record. NCBI's taxonomy places the organism in Eukaryota, Metazoa, Chordata, Aves, Passeriformes, Paridae.